Molecule: messenger RNA, 2711 nt
Organism: Schistosoma rodhaini
Lineage: Eukaryota; Metazoa; Platyhelminthes; Trematoda; Strigeidida; Schistosomatidae
Source: the annotation of a GenBank genome assembly
CUCGGAACCAUGUACAAAAUAAUCCUCAGUCAGUACAAAUACCUUAUUACCACAGGCCAACCAACCUCUUAUGCUUACAACUGACCACUAGUUGCUUUUAAUACAUCAAUUUUCAGCUUCCGUUUCUAUUACAAUCACUCAAUAUUUUAAUUGAUGGAGUUAUUAAGUGGUCUUCCUGAGAGUAUUCGGCAUGAACAGAUAGAUUUUUUGUCUUCUAAAACAGUGAGAAAUGUGAUUUCAAAUGGAACGCUCAAGGCCGAAAAAAUUCACGAUCGUCAAGUAAUUGGUGAAAAUUUGGAAACAUUACUGAAAAGGUGGUUAGAUGAAGGUGAUGAGCAAUGUGCGUUCUAUCUUGGUCAGAUUUACUUCGAGAAGGAGAAAUAUAACGAAGCGUGGAAUUACUUCCGAAUGGGUUAUGAAAAGUUUAAUGAUCAGAAAUCAAAGUUCCAACUCGGUAUAAUGUUGUAUGAUAAUCUAGUUAGUAAAGACGUGACGAAAGUUUCAAACCCACAAGCUAAAGCUUGUGAAUUUUUUAAGGAGAUUAUGACCUUGGACGUCCAAAUAGCUUCACCCGUCGACCAAAGAAACUUGGUUUUUAGUGCAGCCUUUAAUCUUGGGAGAGCAUACUACCAAGGCUACGGAGUAUGUUCAUCGACGGAAGAUGCUUUGAGGUGCUUUUUAUUUGCUGCGAACAAUGGUGAUUCUAAAGCUUGCAUUUCAGCUCAAACAGCACUUGGCUAUUUAUAUUCAGGACCAGAAAUUUGUGAUUUACAAAAAGCGUUUCAAUGGCAUUCUGAUGCUUGUGGAAAUGGUAGUGUCGAAUCUCAAGCCGUAUUAGGUGUGAUGUAUUUAUAUGGGAUAGGUGUGAAAGAAGAUUGGGAUAAUGCUUUAUUCUGUUUGUCUGAAGCUUCAGCCAGAGGCAGUUUAUAUGCUAAAGCAAAUUUAAUUUAUUUUUACUAUCGACGGAAAAUGUUUACAAAUGUAUGUUACUUGGCUAGCAGAAUGGUAACUUGUGAUAAUUUUAUGACAUCAGAAUGUAUACAAACAUUUCAAUGUCGAGCUAUGUCAAUGGCAUGUUUCCUUUAUGCAUUAUGCCUAAAAAGUGGUAAAGGUGUACAAAAAGAUGAAUUAUUAGCUAAUCAACUAUUCUCCAAGGUUUGUACAUUUACUUCACGUAUUGUUUUACAUUCAUACAAUUGGUUCGUUUAUUUAACUGUGAUCGUAUCAUCAAGCUAUUGCUAUAACUUCAGUUCUUUUUCACAAAUAGGCCAAGAGUUAAACGUUUUAAAGAAUAAAAUAAAUUCAUUGCAUUUUGUUUCAUUUAAUUUCUUAAAUGCUUUUCAUUAAAAAAGAUGUUUAAAGUGUUCAUUUAGGACGUAAACUAGUAUGAAAAUAUUCUUUAUUCUAACAAUGUCCCUAGUUCUUAUUAUUAAACUCGAAAGUAUAUUACAGCCAACCAAGUUUCAGAUAUCUAAUAAGAUUGUUUAGUUUUUAAAAAUAUUUAUUCAAAAGAUUUUGAUGAUUGGUUAUAGGUGUUUGCAAUAUUAGAAUGUGACAGCAAAACUUAUGACAAUAUACUAAUGGAUUCAUAGGAUUCUGAUAGUGAAUAUGCUAGUGAUUAAAAAGAUGCUGAAUACUAAAUAUAAGGAAAAACAGCAACAAAUAAAUAAAUUGAUGUGACCAAGCAGAAUGAUACGAUAAUAAUGGAUGAAUAAAUAACAAGUACCGAUUGGUGCUUCCAAUCACCUUAUAUCACCGACUUGAGAGACUAUAAAGUCAUUAUUUGAACUUUCAUCAUAAAAACUGAUCAUUCACAAAAAUAUAACACUUUAAGCAUAUUUCAUUUCAUCUAGAACCACAAUGGAAAAAAUAAUUGCAUGGCUGACUGGUUCAACAUUGGAAUAAGUCAGUCAGUUAAUAACAUCACUGAGGAUGAAUUUGUGUCAGUCCAUGUUGCCAUGGCAAAAUGACCGGAGUUCGACAAGAUUAAUAGAACAGAAAGGGAAAUAACACAAAAUGCAAUACAAAUCUCGGCACGAGAAAUAUGUUUUUAAAGAAACAAAUGGGAUUGAGAAAUGAAGAGUUAGAGAUUAUGCUAAAACUAAGAUUCAGUGGAAAACACAGGUUGUUAGGAACUGCAACCGAUUUUAGGGAAUGUCCCUAAAAGUUCUCACCUGUAGAUUAAGGUUGUCGUCCAGGCUCCAAGCCUAGGCUCACAAUGGGACUUAAGACUCCUCUAUGUAAAAAUAAACAAGUUACCAUUCAUUUAUUAAGUUUAAACAGAGUGAUAUAACACUUUCCUCGUUGCAAUUUAAUGAUUGUUUUGGUGUUCUUGUAAUUUUCUCAUUGUUCCAUACAUUGUAGAGUGUUGAAUGGGACUCAUCAUUAGCCGCAAGAUAUGUAAAUUUAGUUAUAGCAGGCGAAUUGUAAAUAUGGAGAUAGAAAACAAACUUUAAGAAUUCAAUCUGACCUUAUCAUAAUUUCUUUGAUACAUAACACGCGAUGACUUCAAAUUCAAUAAUUUCCUCCUAAAUAUUUUUACAUAUAUUUUCCUCAAUAUCUUAAUUUAUCGGUAUAAACUACUGCUUUUUUUGUAAACUUUAUACGUUAAUUUAAUAAAUAAACUAUCUUCCUAUCGAAUUCUUAAAAUGUAAUUCGUCACUGUGUUCAAAUAGCCUUUAUCCGUGUGAAAGCACUUACUAACAUAAUAG